GUAGUUCGGUUCUAGGGUGUCAACGAUUUUAUCUUAAACCAUACUAAUUCAUAAUAAUAUGAGUAAAUCAAUCACUCACCUGGUUUUGGAUACUGGUGGGAUCAUAUGCUCGAGUUCUCUUUUAAGGAAUUCUGCUGAAAAGUUUUAUACUACACCUCGAGUUAUUCAAGAAAUUCGAGACGAUGUUUCACGUAGAAAUUUUGAGCUUUGGGGCGGUCAAGUCAUCCAGCGAGUUCCUAAGCAAGAAUUUAUAAAAAGAGUUUCUGACUUUGCAAAGCAAACUGGUGAUUUCGCUUCUUUAUCCAUUACUGAUAUUCACAUUCUUGCCCUUACAUACGAACUUGAAUUUGAAUUCAAUGGUGGAGAUUGGAGACUUCGCCAAUAUCCUGGCCAAAAGCGAAUUAACGGUAAACCUCCUGCCGAUCUUAAUAAUGAAGCUCGCGGAAAAGAAAAUUCAUCACCAUCUGAAGAUAAGAAGGAAAAUGAGAAGAAGGACGAGCAAAAUACAGAAUUGGUGAUGGAAUUACAAAAGAAGGCUGAAAAUGAAAAUGGUGCUUCUAAGAGUGAUGAAAAACAAAAGUUAACUGAGGAAGAAGAAGAAGACCGAGAAGAGGAAGAUGAUGGAUGGAUUACCCCUUCCAAUAUUCGUAAGAAGAAGGCUCAAGAUAGUGCUGGUGAAAGUGUCGUUCAACCCUCUCACUUAAAGGUUGCAUGUGCAACCACCGAUUUUGCUAUGCAGAAUGUUAUGUUACAAAUAGGCUUAAACUUGGUUUCUUCGGAUGGACUGAAGAUUCAGAAUGUCAAGCGAUUCGUACUUCGCUGUCAUGGUUGCUUUGCUAUUGUUAAUGACAUGUCGAAAACAUUCUGUCCUUCCUGUGGAGGUGAUACUCUAAUUAAGACCACCUGUAGCAUUAAUUCCAAAGGUGAGUUCCAGGUUCACUUGAAAAAGAAUUUUGAAUGGAAGACCCGUGGUACGAAGUAUGCUAUUCCUAAACCAGUUCAUGGUACCGCAAGUGGCAAGGGUAAGAAAAAUCUCAUCUUGCGUGGAGAUCAACCAGAAUAUCAAAAGGCUGUUCGUUAUAUGCAGCGUAAAAAGGAAGUUGAUCUUAUGGAUCAAGAUUAUUUGCCUUCUUUGUUGACGGGUGCCCCCAAGGAACAUAUGCGCAUCAACGUUGGUGCUGGUAGAAAGAAUCCAAAUGAGGUUCGCAAAACGAGACGUUAAAGUAAAGAGUAUAAUUUGUUUAUUAUAGGUUUUGGAUGUUUAAAGAAAAAGUUUUGGGUACUACUAUGUUAUAUAUGGUGUUUAUACUGGGAUCUUAAUUUUGUUUAGUUGAGGAAAUAAAUAAUAUUUAGGUUUUAUAUGAAAAUAUAUUUCAUCAGAAACUGUAUAGUAAACGG
Messenger RNA from Schizosaccharomyces octosporus yFS286, 1398 nucleotides. Its product is annotated as ribosome biogenesis protein Nob1. Lineage: Eukaryota; Fungi; Ascomycota; Schizosaccharomycetes; Schizosaccharomycetales; Schizosaccharomycetaceae. The transcript has 2 exons. The record is from RefSeq and is a predicted model, not a curated record. Gene Ontology annotation, biological process: maturation of SSU-rRNA; ribosomal small subunit biogenesis. Gene Ontology annotation, cellular component: preribosome, small subunit precursor. Gene Ontology annotation, molecular function: RNA endonuclease activity. The coding region runs from base 59 to 1222 and encodes 387 amino acids.